Messenger RNA from Saccostrea cuccullata (small rock oyster), 1668 nucleotides. RefSeq lists its product as uncharacterized. The record is from RefSeq and is a predicted model, not a curated record. Bases 1 to 1260 code for a protein of 419 amino acids. NCBI's taxonomy places the organism in Eukaryota, Metazoa, Mollusca, Bivalvia, Ostreida, Ostreidae. The transcript is spliced from 2 exons.
AUGGGAAAGAAACCUCUCUUCUAUCAUGAAACGAAACCUUCUGAGGAAGCAGCCAGUGUUUUGAGGUCUUUUCCAACAACAUACGAUAAGAAACCUUUACCAACAAUCUCAGCAAAAGCCGCCAGAAAACUUUUUUGUGAACACUCAAAUCUAACGAUGAUAUCAGCUUCACCGUACAAGUCAAUUGGAUAUUCAAAAGGAAAGCAUAAAAUUUCGAAAGGACCUUGUGUUCUAUUACUAUGCCUACAUAAAGGAUAUAUUCCCUAUGGUGAGGAAGAGUUUCCUAGAAAAAUAGGAGGUUUUGAAGUAGAUAUUCAGGAGGGUAGCUGCAUGCUUGGGAUUGGAGGAUCCCUUGAAAUUGGAGGACAUAUUCGCCGUAAAGGAAGUAAAAGUGCAGGGUUCGUCAAUAACAAUGGCAAAAUUGGUUUAAUCACUUGUGCUCAUGGAGUUUUAGCACUCCACGAACUGAAAAACAGAACCAUCGACCGGCACAAUAACGCAGACGAGGUGGAAGCGUUUGUACGAAAAUCUCGUUCAUUUAAGGUAUGCGGAAAAAUUGUCACCGCCGAAUUCCCGAAAAACAACGAAGCAAUUGAAUGUAGUGUUGACGCAGCCUUUAUAGAACUUGAUUCAUCAUUCAGUGUUGCAGGCUUCCGUAAUGUACCAGCAGAACAAUUAAUAUCUGCAGGAUUUGAUGCACACAACCCAGUGGCAUUUAGAGGCACCGUGAUUCUAAAUGAAAGGAUAGGAGAUACCUCUGGUAGUGUCCUUAAAUUUGGAGCUAGAACUGGCUUAACUUUAGGAUCUUUGUUCAAUGAAAAUAUGCAUGUCCGAAUAAAAUACAAAGAGACUCUAAAGUUAUAUGAUAGCAUAGGAUAUACCGAUAUCCCAUGUGACGUUAAUGUAUACAACCAAAUGGAAAUUGAAAGCUUAACACAUGACAAUUUUUUUGAAGUAGGUGACUCGGGUUCUCUUGUGUUUUAUAUACAAGACGACACUUUAUGUUGUAUUGGAAUGGCAAUUGGACUUACAACGCGAGGAACAUGUCUGGUUACACCGAUAGAAAAUAUUUUGAAAUCUCUUGGUCUACCUGUAAACAAUUCCAUUUUUAUUCCAGCUGAAACAAAAUUACAAUCAAACAUAGAGACAGACAGAAUAUUGGAGGCUAUUGAUAGACAGCAGAAGUAUAUUGACAGACGUUUCCAGGAGCAAAAAGAAGAAAUCGAGAAAUAUUUUGAAAAGAUAAAGAAAAAUGAAUGAUAAAUACUCUACAAAUGUAGGAAAAAGGUUACAUUCUAGAAUUGUUUGCUGAAAUAUUCUUGAUUGUAGCAACUAGUGUAACGCAUAUUUUGAAUGUAGUAAAUUUUACCUCAACUGAGUUUUAGGCUCAGUUUGGCUCAUUCAUGUCGUUUUUCAAUGUGUCAAUAUUUUGAAUAUGGAUAAUGAGUAAGAAACACUUUGACAAAUGUGCUUUAUUUUAUAUUACAGGAAUUUGCAAGGAAGUGUUAAAUUUUUCACACUCCAUUUACUCAUAUUUUACAAUCCAACACUUGCCUAUCAUUUUUGUGACACUGUGUGAUUCUAAACAUAAAGGGAAAGAAAUUGAUUUUCAUUAAAAUCGUAGAUAUUUUGUUUUCUCCAAUGUAUUUCGAUAUUUCUGUCAAACAC